UUGAUUGUGUGUGUGUGACUGGUGCAUUGCAGCAUCCCACUCGGGCUCCCGUAGAAAAACACCGUGACGUGGAUGAGGUCUUAAGAAGCAUCAGGAUAAUCCACGUAACGGUCCACCAUCAUCAUCCUCUUCAUCCGCUGAACCGUGAGCCAUGGCCGCACAGAAGAUCAACGAGGCGCACGAUCACAUCGCCAAAGCGGAGAAAUGUCUAAAGACAAGCAUGACCAAGUGGAAACCAGACUAUGACGGAGCAGCAUCAGAGAUGGCAAAAGCAGCUGUGGCUUUUAAAAACGCCAAGCAGUUCGAGCAAGCAAAGGAUGCGUAUCUCAAAGAGGCGGAAUAUCAGACAGAAAACAAAACACUCUUUCAUGCAGCCAAGGCAUAUGAACAAGCAGGCAUGAUGUUAAAGGACAUGAAGAGAAUGCCGGAAGCUAUUCAGCUGAUAGAGAAGGCCAGUGUGAUGUAUGUAGAGAACGGGACAUCUGGAACUGCAGGGAUAGCUUUAGACAGGGCAGGAAGACUCAUCGAGUCGGUGGAUCUGGAGAAAGCUGUGGAUUUGUACCAGAAAGCUGCUUCGGUGUUUGAGAAUGAAGACCGUCCACGGGAGGCUGCAGAACUUCUGGGUAAAGCCUCCAGGCUUCUGGUUCGACUGCGCAGAUUGGAUGAAGCUGCCGUGUCCAUUCAGAAGGAGAAGAACAUGUACAAGGAGAUUGAGAAUUAUCCCACGUGCUUUAAGAAAACCAUCGCUCAAGUUCUGGUGCAUCUACACAGAGGAGAUUUCGUAGCAGCAGAUAAAUGUGUCAGAGAAAGUUAUAGUCUCCCAGGGUUCAGUGGGAGCGAGGAUUGCGUUGCUAUGGAGACAUUACUGGCAGCCUUUGACGAGCAGGAUGAGGAUGGGGUGAACCGCGUGUGUAACUUGCCUUUACUCAAGUACAUGGACAAUGAUUACGCCAAGUUGGCCAUCUCUCUAAAGGCCCCGGGAGGAGGUGGAGGAAAGAAGAAGAAAACCCCUGCAGCUCCUCAAGGAGGAAGCACAGCGCCACCACCAGCCGAGGAGGAGGAGGAUUAUGAGGGAGGUUUGUGUUAAUGGAACUACUCGAGUGUGUGUGUUUGUGUGUGUAAAUGGACAUAUAAGUGUUUUCUCUUUUUUUAUCCAAUGUGAAAUCAAGUCCUGGUUAUGAUAAAUUCUGUUCCUGUUUGUUCUGUUUGUUUACAAAUGAAAUGAAGUCGUGGACUCUGUAAUUUUUUUCCUCAUUGUUUUAAGAAAAUUAGAAGUUCUGUUAAAGUCUGUAAAAUGAUGUAUAAACUAUUAUAUAUGAUAUUGCGGGUCAACCCACGAAAAAUACUGAGUGCAUUUUUAACAGUGUAACCACAAGCUGCACCAACCUGCAAAUAGUAGGGAAUAUUAUCGCGUUAUCGCAAUAGCAAAAUUGUCUCAAUAUUAUCGUGGUCACUUGACUCUGUAAAAUGAUUGGUGUAAAAUGAUAGGUCUUCAAGGCCUAACAUAGAGAAUGUUAGAAAAAAUAAUGGAUCUGGUGCAAUUAUUUUAUGUUAUAAAAGGGAUUUUUAGGAUUUGUCCCAUCUCUUACUAUUACUCAUACCUCUAAGCACCAGUAAUGAUGAGAGGAUAAACAAAAGAGGAUGAUUUUAAAUAUUGCACAGUGGACUUUAUACUGAGGUAUUAUUGUAAAGUGAGAUUUUGAUAUUGUUACAUCCCUACAAAAUAGUCAAAUAAAAAAAAUUGUGCCGCUCCGAAUUACCCAAAUGUUAUUUCCAACAGGACUGCAUUACUGUUUCUCUUAAGUCUUAAACAAUGAAUGAAAAACACUAGAGCUGUUUGAUGUAUAUAUGUUGAAUUUGUUAUGAGAGUUAAUGAGAUGUUUUACUCUGAUAUGAAAGGUGUAGUUGUGUGUACAUACUGGCUUUAUGGUUUAGUUUUAUUUGUCCACAGUCUGUGAUGUCGAGUGAUGUCCGAUCAUUUAUACAAUUUGUAAAAUAAUAUUUAAUUGUCCAUCAUUGUACAGUCAUUAAGUCUGUGUGUUGAAAUGUUAUGUAGUUGCACAAUGCUCAGUUUCCAAACACACCAUCAGACAAAAGAAAAUAAUCCUGAAUAAAUCACGAUACACUGUUUUGUCAUCGUCUGCUAUUAAAACUGUUUCAUGUUUGUUGAAUCUAGUGUCAUUCGCCUUGUGUUUAAUCCAACACUGAUGACUAAAAAAUUAACAUAUUUCUCGACUUGAAAGAGGGAAACACCAUUUUCAACCUAUUAUUAUCAAGUAUUUCAGGGCAGGAUUUGAAAGAUCAAAUAAACAUAUGAACAGGUGAA
Messenger RNA from Triplophysa dalaica, 2326 nucleotides. RefSeq names its product N-ethylmaleimide-sensitive factor attachment protein, gamma b (gene napgb). Lineage: Eukaryota; Metazoa; Chordata; Actinopteri; Cypriniformes; Nemacheilidae. Bases 152 to 1087 code for a protein of 311 amino acids. The record is from RefSeq and is a predicted model, not a curated record. Gene Ontology annotation, biological process: intracellular protein transport. The transcript has 12 exons. Gene Ontology annotation, cellular component: SNARE complex; vacuolar membrane. Gene Ontology annotation, molecular function: syntaxin binding; soluble NSF attachment protein activity.